Molecule: messenger RNA, 862 nt
Organism: Dendronephthya gigantea
Lineage: Eukaryota; Metazoa; Cnidaria; Anthozoa; Malacalcyonacea; Nephtheidae
Exons: 5
Coding region: 19-675 (218 amino acids)
Source: RefSeq, a predicted model, not a curated record
GAACAACUUCACAGUGUAAUGAACAAAGACAACUAUUUCCUCAACAUGAUGCAACCAGCUACACACGUAUUCAUGAAACGACUUCUUGUUCAUCUGCAAAACAAGAAAAAAAACAACGAGGAGAUCGGUCGUCAAGAGCAGGCCCUACAAAAGCAUGGAUUAGUAGCACAUACGACUGUUGAUUCAUUAGGAAGGAUCAUUAUCGCUGGAAAUAUAGAUGCUGCUUUUGGGACACAUUCAAGUGACGAGAAUACGGUUAGCAGUCCUACUGGCAAUGUCAAUGAAGCGAGAGUUGACAACCCUUGGGAAAAGGAAGAAUUGACGGAAGAACCUGACGUUCGGUUUAUACCUCGAGGACUAGAAAAUCCACCGAAGAAAAAUCGUUGCUUUGUAAACAGCUUAUUGCAAUGUCUGGCAUCGUGUAUUCCAGUGAAAUCCCCCAGCGGAAGCGACCUUUCGUGGUUGUUGUUUUACUUAGCCCGAACAUACAUCGAAGUUAGACAAGAAGAUGUAUCCCAGAAAUUGGAGAGCCUUGCGUCUAAACUCGUGAAUUCGAACGAUCCCGAUGAUCCAGGCGAUUUUCUUUACAGUCUUUUACGCUACACUUCGUCUGUAGGCGAUGAAGCACUGCAGAGUGCCUGUCGUGGAGUUGAAAGGGUGCAGUUAGUAUGCUGAAGUUGUGGAAAACAUAACGAGCACCAGGAUGUUGCCUUCACAGUUUUAAACCUGCCAAGUAGAGAAAAAUGUCUUCAAACGGUGGAAAAUAUGCUGCUAAACUACUUCGAGCUGGAAGAUAAGGAACUUAAAUCUUCAUUUUGUGUCUGUGAAGAAAAAGAGAAAGAUAUCGUAGAAUUGCGACAGC